AUGUCCGCCCCGCUCCUCGACCCCUCCAUCUUCGCCUACCUCGAGUCGCGCAUCGAGGAGGAGACGGCCGUCCGCGACCAGCUCACCCAGCUCGUGCAGCGGCUCGAAAAGGCCGUCGCCGCCGCGCAGGGCCUUCUCUCGCGCGUGCACUCGACGCCGCGCGCCAAGUUCCCCGAGCUCGUCGCCCAGGUCGAGCCCGCCGUGAGGGAAGAGGUCGCCAUCGUCAAGGAGCUCGAGGCCGUCGCCUCCAAGCACCCCUACUACAAGUACAACUCCAAGUGGUCGCGCGCCGUGCAGGGCGCCAUCGGCACGACCGUCUACUGCGCCUGGCUAGGCGGCUUCCCCGACGCCGACGCCGCCGCCGCCGCUCAGCAGCCCAGCGGCGAGCGCGAGCUCGGCCGCCUCCUCACGCUCGAGCAAGUCGGCGCCAUCUUCCAGGUCCCCACGAACCUCAAGGACCGCGACGCCUUCCACUUCACCAUCGAGGAGUACCUCCUCUCCCUGACCGACUUCACGCAGGACCUCUCGCGCCUCGCCACCAACGCCGUCACGCACGGCGACUUUGCCCUGCCGCUGACCAUUGCGGCCUUUGUCAAGGACCUGUUUGCCGGCUUCCAGCUGCUCAACCUCAAGAAUGACAUUUUGCGGAAGCGCGGCGACGCGGUCAAGUACGACGUCAAGAGAGUCGAGGAUGUCGUGUAUGAUUUGAGCCUGCGGGGGCUCGUGGCGCGACCCGGGGCCGACACGGAGAUGAAGACAGAGUAA
This is a messenger RNA of Purpureocillium lilacinum, 765 nucleotides long. RefSeq lists its product as uncharacterized. Lineage: Eukaryota; Fungi; Ascomycota; Sordariomycetes; Hypocreales; Ophiocordycipitaceae. Gene Ontology annotation, cellular component: cytoplasm; nucleus. Gene Ontology annotation, molecular function: single-stranded DNA binding; RNA binding; sequence-specific DNA binding. The record is from RefSeq and is a predicted model, not a curated record. Gene Ontology annotation, biological process: RNA metabolic process.